Clupea harengus (Atlantic herring) is the source of this 995-nucleotide messenger RNA. It is a transcript of the gene mgp, whose product is annotated as matrix Gla protein. Lineage: Eukaryota; Metazoa; Chordata; Actinopteri; Clupeiformes; Clupeidae. The record is from RefSeq and is a predicted model, not a curated record. Gene Ontology annotation, molecular function: calcium ion binding. Gene Ontology annotation, cellular component: extracellular region.
CGUAUUAAGAAAUAUUCCCUGUAAUCGAGAGCAAGGGAGGGACAGUCCUGACAAACCACAUCAGAGAAAUUACCCAGCUUCGACUUUCCUGCAGCUCUCAUCUCAAGACAGACUGGAGACAUGAGUUCUCUGCUGCAGUACUGCACGGCACUGUGUGCCAUCCUCGCUCUCGGACUCUGCUACUCUGAUUCUCAAGAGAGCCAAGAGUCUUUUGAAGAUUUAUUUGUCAGUCCAUCCCGUGCCAAUUCAUUUAUCCCACCCAGAGGUGGAGGUGGCUUCAUCAGUCCACCCAGAGCCGACCCCAACUACAACUACAACUACAACAGACGGAGAGUGAAGUCCCCAACAGAGAUUCGCUCGGAGAUCUGUGAGGACUACAAUCCAUGCCGACUCCUUGCUCUUCGCUAUGGAUACCCGCAGGCCUAUCAGACAUACUUUGGGUCUCGGCAACCUGCGGCUGCGGCUGCUGCGGCGGCUCCGGCGGCUCCAGCCCCUGCUCCUGUCAACUACCGCGCUGCUCCUGUCAACUACCGCGCUGCUCCUGUCAACUACCGCAGAUACUGAGCUGCUGCCUCAGAACCUCUAACAUAUUCUAAUCACAUUUAUGAUGGGUGCAGUUUUCUGUAAGCUUAAUGGGCUGUGAAUUCCUUUGACAAACGCCAUUGGUGAGGUCCUAGACGACUGGAGACUAUCAUGUAAUGCACAUGUUGAAAUGAAAUGCCACUAGUGGACACGUGGAUGUGACUUUAUCAUGUGGUUCAUGGUUUAAGGGAGGCCUCAGAGAGGGGCUGAAAAAAAUACUGAUGCUUCAGACAAAUGCCCUUAUCCCUUUUAAAUGAGUAUUCUUUUAUUCUGAUGUAUAUUAUUUCUACACUGUCCACAUCUCUACAGUUGAAGUGCAUUUGUUUUGUGGCACAUCAAAACUAUUUUAUUCAAAACCACAGUGUGACUGUGCUUUCAUCCAUGUCAUCAAAUAAAUAAUGGUUGAAAAGAAA